AUGAAAAAGGCUAAUCUAAAUCAAACACUACCUAUUUCACAAUCUGAAAUGAUUCAUCAUAAUACAGAAACAAAUGAUCAUUCAUUGUCAAAUCCAGCAGUUUAUGAAUAUUAUACUAGAUUAAUGCAACUUAGUUAUAUUGAAUGGUUUAGAUAUCUCGUUUGUCAAUCACCACAAAUAACAGGAAAUUCUUCUACAUCAAGUCCUAUUCCCCAUUUAAUUCAAAAUAACAAUAUUUAUUAUCCAAACAAUGAUAAAUCCUGUGAUUUUAAUAGUUUAAAUAAUGUUAACAAUACUUUUCGAAGUAACCACUCUGUAAAAGAUGUUCAAAAUAUAGAUAGAUUAGCAUUUCAUCAUUCUAACGAAUCUCUUUCAAUUAAUUCAGAUAUUUUAGGAUCAACUUAUUCAUCAUAUGAUUUAUCUAAUUUUCCUUGUAACUUACAGUCUAAUUUCUCAUUGAAUAAUCAUCAAAAUGCUUUGUUAAAUCGUCUUUCAACGAUUACAUCAACAACACAUUCAUUACCAUCUUAUUCACCAAUACGAAUUACCAAGUCUGGCCUUCAAUCAAUGACAAAAGAUGUUUCAAAGUUAACAAAUAUUUGUAAUAUGAAAUCAAAGAGCUAUUCUGGAAAUCCAAUAAUUUCAAAAUAUUCUAACACAAAAAGUACUGAUCGUACAUUAAUUAUCAAUGGACCUAAUAGUUAUGCUUGUAAACUUUGUUCGAAAGUUUAUUCACAAGCAUCCGCAUUAAAAAUGCAUGUACGUACACACACAUUACCAUGUCGAUGUACACAUUGUGGUAAAUCAUUUUCACGUAAAUGGCUCCUUAAAGGACAUGAACGUACACAUACUGGUGAAAGACCAUAUUCAUGUAGUGUUUGUAGUCGAUCAUUUGCAGAUCGAUCAAAUCUAAGAGCGCAUAUGCAAACACAUCAACGUGAAAAACGUUAUUCAUGUCCACAUUGUCCACGUUCAUUUUCACGAAUGGGUCUAUUAAAUAAACAUAUGAUACAAUGUACUCAAAAUAUCGAAUCAAACAAUAGUAUUAACAAUCGAAAAAAUAACAACACAAUGAAACUAUCAAAUUGUUAUCUUCCCAUCAAAUUUUCCUGA
Schistosoma mattheei is the source of this 1113-nucleotide messenger RNA. The record is from the annotation of a GenBank genome assembly. NCBI's taxonomy places the organism in Eukaryota, Metazoa, Platyhelminthes, Trematoda, Strigeidida, Schistosomatidae.